This is a messenger RNA of Drosophila virilis, 802 nucleotides long. RefSeq names its product Sting-regulated gene 1 (gene Srg1). The record is from RefSeq and is a predicted model, not a curated record. NCBI's taxonomy places the organism in Eukaryota, Metazoa, Arthropoda, Insecta, Diptera, Drosophilidae.
CCAUGUUUUGUGGGCGAGCACAUAGUUUGCUUGGCUAAACCUUGACUUUGUUUUGCAGAAACGAGAAUGCGCAGCCCUGAUACUUGCACCUAGGUCUCUACCAUCCGAUUGGCCUAUUAAUGAUAGGAUCAUCAGCAUUGUUGAAGGUUGACCAUUGAGUAAACACAUACAUGUGUAUGUUCGAUUAUCAGCAUGCUAUAUAAGCCUGACUUUCGCGAAGGAACCGCGUCAUAUUAAUUUGUAACACACACAGAGAUGCAACUCAACAUGAGAUUCUGCUUCCUGUCGCUGGCAUUUCUGCUGGCUGCACAGGCCAAACCCACCUUUGAUAAGAUGGCUGAAGUGCUGCUUGGCGUACUGGAUGAUAGUCCGCAUUACCCAAGAGCGGGACCCUAUGGAUCAUACCCACCACCAGCACCGCUCAUACAGGAGGGCUACGAUCAUGGCUAUGAUUACUAUUAUGGCGGCGGCAGUGGACAUGUCCAUGGCAAUGGUGUGGUUGUUGGCAGUCCCUAUUCGCAGCCCCCGCCACCGCCUGCAUACGGCUACUAUCCAAGACCAGCGCAUGGCCCAGUAAAGGGCUACUAUCCGGAACCGCAGUAUCCACAAGGCUAUGCACCCACAGCAGUAAAUUAUCGACAAGGCUAUGGCAGAUCGGGAGCAAUAGGACCUGGAGUUGGCGGCUACAAGCAACAUGGCUAUUAAAAUCAAUUUGCAUUUGAUACAUAUUUUAGAAAUUACUUAAGAUUAAGAGGAUUGUUUUUUAUACAUAAUUUAUUUAUAUGACUGCCAUCUGCUCAAU